AUGGCCCCCGUGUCAAUAUCAAAGGAGACCGACUACCUGGUCAUCGGAGGCGGUAGCGGUGGCCUCGCCUCUGCGCGCAUGGCCAGCUCCAAGUUCGGCACCAAGGCCAUGAUCGUCGAAGGCGCGCGCCUCGGCGGUACCUGUGUCAACGUUGGCUGCGUCCCCAAGAAGAUCACAUUCAACGCCGCCGCGAUAGCCGAGACCCUGCACGACGCCAAGCCCUACGGCUUCUCGGUCCAGGAGACCGCCCCCUUCGACUGGGCGACCUUCAAGCAGAAGCGCGACGCCUACGUCAAGCGCCUGAACGGCAUCUACGAGCGCAACCUGGAGAAGGACCAGGUCGAGUACGUCCACGGCUGGGCGAGGCUGCUGAGCAGGCACGAGGUCGAGGUCACCCUCGACGACGGCUCCAAGCAGGUCGUCCGGGCCAAGAAGAUCCUCGUCGCCGUCGGCGGCAACCCCACCGUCCCGCCCCAGAUCCCCGGCGCCGAGCUGGGCACCAACAGCGACGGCUUCUUCGACAUCGCCACGCUGCCCAAGAAGGUCGCUCUCGUCGGCGCCGGCUACAUCGCCGUCGAGUUCGCGGGCAUGUUCAACGCGCUGGGCGUCGAGACGCACCUGUUCAUCCGCCACGACACCUUCCUGCGGCACUUCGACCCCAUGGUCCAGGAGACGGUGACGGCCGAGUACGAGCGCCUGGGCGUGCACCUGCACAAGCAGUCCUCGCCAUCCAGGGUCGAGAAGGACGACGGUAGCGGCAGGCUCCGGAUGCACUACAAGGACAAGGACGGCGAGGCCGUCCUCUCCGACAUCGACCACCUGAUCUGGGCCAUCGGCCGCACGCCCGCGACCAAGGACAUCGGCCUCGAGGCCGCAGGCGUCGAGCUCGACGACAAGGGCUACAUCAAGGUCGACAAGUACCAGAACACGGCCGUCGACAACAUCUUCGCGCUGGGCGACGUCACGGGCCAGGUCGAGCUGACGCCCGUCGCCAUCGCCGCCGGCCGCCGGCUGGCGCACCGCCUGUUCGGCGGGCCCGAGUUCUCGGCGCUGCACCUCGACUACGCCAACAUCCCCUCGGUCGUCUUCGCCCACCCGGAGGUCGGCUCCAUCGGCCUGACCGAGCCCCAGGCCGUCGAGAAAUACGGCAGGGACCAGGUGAAGGUGUACAGCACGAGCUUCACGGCCAUGUACUACGCCAUGAUGGAGGCGGACCACAAGGGCCCCACCAAGUACAAGCUGGUCUGCGUCGGCCCCGAGGAGAAGGUCGUCGGCCUGCACAUCCUCGGCCUCGGCAGCGGCGAGAUGCUGCAAGGGUUUGGCGUCGCCGUCAAGAUGGGGGCCACCAAGAAGGACUUCGACAACGUGGUGGCCAUCCACCCCACCAGCGCCGAGGAGCUGGUCACGCUGAAAUAG
Molecule: messenger RNA, 1416 nt
Organism: Thyridium curvatum
Lineage: Eukaryota; Fungi; Ascomycota; Sordariomycetes; Thyridiales; Thyridiaceae
Exons: 2
Coding region: 1-1416 (471 amino acids)
Biological process (GO): cell redox homeostasis; glutathione metabolic process; cellular response to oxidative stress
Cellular component (GO): mitochondrion; cytosol
Molecular function (GO): flavin adenine dinucleotide binding; glutathione-disulfide reductase (NADPH) activity; NADP binding
Source: RefSeq, a predicted model, not a curated record